Sorghum bicolor (sorghum) is the source of this 940-nucleotide messenger RNA. RefSeq lists its product as uncharacterized. Bases 66 to 560 code for a protein of 164 amino acids. The record is from RefSeq and is a predicted model, not a curated record. The transcript has a single exon. NCBI's taxonomy places the organism in Eukaryota, Viridiplantae, Streptophyta, Magnoliopsida, Poales, Poaceae.
GUCACGUACACUUGUACUCACCCCCAUCCUAUCCUAUAAAUACAGCAAAAAGGCAGGUUUGACAAAUGCAUAGCCGCUUGCUCCAUCAGCCAGCUCUAGACACAAGCAAGUCUAGCCAAGGAAGAUCUAGCAUGGACAGCAAGAACGUCGGCGUCAAGGUGACGUACAUCGAGACGCAGUUCGUCACCUCCGACGAAGCCGGCUUCAAGGACCUCGUGCAGCGCCUCACGGGGAGGUCCGCCGCUCCGGCGCCGGCGCCGGCGCCACACAGGCAGCUGCCGUGCCGACCAGACGACGACGACGACGGCCGGCGGCGGGGCUGGAGCAGGAGGACCACCGCUGCCGCCGCCGGAGCUGGGCCGCAACAAGGCGCUUAUCAGUACCCGGUACUGGCGGAUGUGCGUCCGGCCGCCGUCACCGUCAGCAGCCGCACGCCGCCGUACGUGGAGGAGAUGGGCCUGCUGCACGGCUUCGUCGACAGGGCCGACUUCUCCGACCUGUUCCAUGUCGUCGGUGCCAGCGAACGGAGUGACGGUUGUUACGGCAGUUUCCCAUAUUGAUCGUGUUUGAGACGGAGAUUAAUUGGCGUUGCGAGAACGAAUUACGGAGAACGAAUUACGUACAAAAUUCCAUUCAUAUUUUCGCUGUUUUCAGUACAGUUUGUAUGUACAUGUACCCUUGCAUUGUAAGUAUUCAUUGUAAAUUUUGAAACUACUCGAAGAUUUUUGGCCCUCAAGAAGCGCACUCUCAAGCCUGAACUGAACUGCCUCGACAAAGAUUUGAUUCCAUAUUUCCAUACAUCGGUUUUUGGCACCAAUACGAUCAAGAGAAACACGUCAUAAGUUAACAGCGUUGCCUUGCUUUGCCUUUCCUGCUGGACUGCUCUGCUCUUCAUGUCUAUCAUGAAUUUCCAGCUCGAUUGAAUAAUGCCUGAUCCAUG